AUGAAGUUCUACAAGCCCGCCGCGGCUUUGCUGUCGCUAGCCUCUGGCACUGCCGCCACGAACACAACAUGCAGGCCUAAGAUUAACUCGGAAAAGCUCCAGGCGGACCUCACGACCGAAAAAGCUUUCGGUCUCCCUGGCUACGCUGCGUCAGUCGACUAUGUCUGGGAUCGUGUCUCCAAGAUCCCAGCUACCAAGGCUUGGAAACAAGAUUUCCCCGCCACAUUUGGUCAAGUCGUCUCGAUUGACCUCAGCAUUGGCGGAGAGUCGAUCUACGUCUUCGGCUUGACCUACUCUCCUUCUACCAGCGAAGAAGGUAUCACUGCUGAAAUUGUCCUCGGUCCAGAGGGAGCUGCCGGCUGCGAUGCUGUCAACUACGAGGGCUUGGACGUUCAGGAUAAGAUCGUGCUCGUCCAACGCUUCAGAUGCCCGACUGGAGGUACCCUUGCCGGCAGGGUUCGACCUGCUGCCGAUGCUGGCGCUGCCGCUGUCAUUGUCUACCAUGACAUUACGACCAAUGCCACGGCUGGCUCGUUAAGCGCACCUGACCCUGAGGGCUUUGUUCCCGCCGGUUUCAUCAAUCUUUCUGAUGGUCUAAAGAUCAAGGAGCGUCUCGAUGCGGGCGAAACCGUGGAGGCUCACUUCCAGCAGACCCAAAUCGUUGAGGAACGCAUCACCCAGAACGUCUUUGUUGAAACUGAAGAGGGCGAUCCCCACAAUGUCAUUAUGCUUGGUGCCCAUUUGGACAGUGUCCAAGCUGGACCUGGUAUCAACGACGACGGAUCUGGCACCAGCUUACUUCUUGAGCUCUUCCUCGCCCUAACAAAGUACCGAACCAAGAACAAGGUGCGCUUUGCCUGGUGGGGUGCCGAGGAGAACGGCUUGCUUGGCUCCAAGUACUAUUGCUCCAACCUGCCCGCAUCCGAUGUCGAUGAUCUACUUGUCUACCUCAAUUUCGAUAUGGUUGCCAAGGGUUUCUUUGGGGUUGCCGACACUGAUGGAAGCACUCACGGAAGUGCCGGGCCCGCAGGAUCGGACGUUGUUGAGCAUAUCUACGAGGCCUACUUCGAAAGCCAGGGUCUCGAAGUUACUCCAGCUGUCCUUACUAAUGGUAGCGAUUACGCAUCAUUUUGGCAAAUACUCCACAAGCCUUUCGGGUUUCUGCAUACUGGUACUGCGGUUGCCCAAGAUCCCUGUUACCACCAGGCUUGCGACACCAUUGAAAACCCCAACCCUAACACGAUCACUGUUAACGCUAGAGCUGCUGCUCAUAUCCUGACUGUUCUAUCACUGAACGGAACAGAGCUCAUCCCGAAAACUUCCGUUAACGCCACUAUGCUUACCCAGCUGCAGUCGAGAAGCCUGGAACCUGAAAUCAUACAAAUUGAAGCGCUCGAGGCUCUUGGUGAGAGACAUCUUGGAUGCGGUCACGAUAUUUAA
Molecule: messenger RNA, 1440 nt
Organism: Colletotrichum spaethianum
Lineage: Eukaryota; Fungi; Ascomycota; Sordariomycetes; Glomerellales; Glomerellaceae
Product: putative leucine aminopeptidase 2
Exons: 5
Coding region: 1-1440 (479 amino acids)
Biological process (GO): proteolysis
Molecular function (GO): metalloexopeptidase activity
Source: RefSeq, a predicted model, not a curated record